AUGGGAUGGGGAGAAGCGGCUCCAGCCUCUGGCAGCAGCGGGGCGGCACAGCGGGGCGAGGCAGGAGCGUGGCAUGUGAGGGGAAAGCCCCGCCGGAGCCCUCCGCCCGCUCCACAGCCCGCAGGCAGCCCUGCCCUCCCCGGGAAGGUUCUCUCGCCACGCCUGCUCCGGGGCAGCCCUUGGGAGGGCUCCGGGGUACUCGCCCACCUCCGGCUGAGAAGGGGGCGCGCCCAAACAGCAUCGAAUCCACACCUACGGGAGGACAGCGGCGUGGGAAGAGGGGGAGGGAAGACGGGGAGGACAUCGCAACUCUCAUGCCAGCCUCGCAGCCGGCUCUUCCUCCAGGAAGCGAAUCCCGGGCGUUCCCGGGGAGCUGUGCCCCAGCAGCUCCGAGGGGAUAAGGAUGAGACGCCUCCUCGGCCGCUCCGGCAGCGGCUGCAGCCCCGCGGCCAGAACCCGGCCCGUCCUGCCGCGCUGAGAGCAUCCAGCACCGGGGACAGAUCCCGGCCCGUCCGGAGCUCCGAGAGCAUCCAGCACCGGGGCCAGAGCCCGUCCGGAGCUCCGAGAGCAUCCAGCACCGGGGCCAGCGCCGUGUCUAGCCCCGAGGCCAGCGCAGUGUCCAGCCCGGUGUCCAGCGCCGUGUCCAGCCCGGUGUCCAGCCCGGUGUCCAGCCCGGUGUCCUGCCCGGUGUCCAGCCCGGUGUCCAGCCCGGGGUCCAGCCCGGUGUUCAGCCCGGUGUCCAGCCCGGUGUCCAGCCCGGUGUCCAGCCCGGUGUCCAGCCCGGUGUCCAGCCCGGUGUCCUGCCCGGUGUCCAGCCCGGUGUCCAGCCCCGCUGCCAUGGGCUGCCGCGCCCGCCCCGCACCCCGGCACUGAAGCGGAGCCAGCCC
This is a messenger RNA of Parus major (Great Tit), 887 nucleotides long. Its product is annotated as mucin-1-like. The record is from RefSeq and is a predicted model, not a curated record. The transcript has 2 exons. NCBI's taxonomy places the organism in Eukaryota, Metazoa, Chordata, Aves, Passeriformes, Paridae. Bases 1 to 873 code for a protein of 290 amino acids.